Molecule: messenger RNA, 1656 nt
Organism: Aspergillus uvarum CBS 121591
Lineage: Eukaryota; Fungi; Ascomycota; Eurotiomycetes; Eurotiales; Aspergillaceae
Product: Zn-dependent exopeptidase
Exons: 3
Coding region: 63-1571 (502 amino acids)
Biological process (GO): proteolysis
Molecular function (GO): metalloexopeptidase activity
Source: RefSeq, a predicted model, not a curated record
CAGUCACUCCCUCUUUGUCAAUUCACCUUAUUCUUACAUUGAACAUUGAAUUGAGCUUAAUCAUGAAGCUCUCUCUUCUCCCUGCCCUUCUUGGGCCGGCCGGAGCUCUUCAAUUGCCCCUGUUCCAAGCUUCCCCGUCGCAGUCCGAGCUCUCUACAUCGAGCAAGCAGCUCAUCGACUCUGAGCUGCUGCAAGAACAAGUCAAAGCAGAGAACCUGCUCAAGAGAGCUGAGGAGCUCUACGAGAUUGCAAAGCUCGGAGAGGAGGAAUAUCAGCACCCAACCCGUGUCAUUGGCAGCAAAGGUCACAUCGGAACCUUAGAUUACAUAUACUCCACCCUUGUCGAGCUCGGCGACUACUAUACCAUCACCAAUCAGUCCUUUCCUGCAGUGACCGGAAAUGUCUUCGAGUCGCGCCUUGUUCUCGGCCACACGGUGCCCUCCUCAGCUACCCCGAUGGGGCUGACGCCUCCCACAAAAGACAGAGAGCCUGUCUACGGUCCGUUGGCGGCAGUCGCCAAUCAUGGAUGCGAGUCAUCCGACUACCCUGACAAUCUUUCUGGCGCCAUUGCAUUCAUUUCUCGGGGAACUUGUCCGUUUGGAACCAAGUCCGAUCUGGCUGGCAAAGCAGGUGCGAUCGCUGCAGUGGUGUACAACAACGAGAAGGGCGACCUCUCUGGAACAUUGGGUACUCCCACCCCAGACCAUGUUGCCACAUUCGGUAUCUCAGACAGCGAUGCGGCACCUAUCCUAGAGCAGCUGAAGAAGGGCGAGAAGGUGGAUGGCAUUGCUUACAUUGAUGGCAUUGUGGAGACAAUUAUCACUACAAACAUCAUCGCUCAAACCGUCGAAGGAGACCAAAAUAACUGUGUUAUGGCUGGAGCCCACAGUGACAGUGUAGCCGAAGGCCCCGGUAUCAAUGACGACGGCUCUGGUACUCUAACUCUCCUGGAGCUGGCCACAAAACUCACCCAGUUCAGCGUCAACAACUGCGUGCGCCUUGCUUGGUGGGCUGGAGAGGAAGAAGGUCUCCUGGGUAGUGAUUACUAUGUGAGUCAGCUGACUCCGGAGGAGAAUCGCAAAAUACGCUCGUUCGGGGAUUUCGACAUGCUGGCUGGGCCAAAUUUUGCGUAUCAGGUCUACAACGCCACUAACGCCGCCAAUCCGGUGGGUUCGGAGGAGCUACGUGACCUGUACGUUGAUUUUUACGAAGCACACGACCUCAACUACACCUACAUUCCUUUCGACGGCCGCAGCGACUACGACGCCUUUAUUCGCAAUGGCAUUCCCGGAGGCGGUGUCGCCACCGGUGCAGAAGGUGUCAAGACUAAGGAAGAGGAAGAGAUGUUUGGUGGUAAAGCUGGAGAGUGGUACGAUCCCAACUACCAUCAGAUUGGAGAUGACGUCUCGAACGUCAACCUUACAGCUUGGGAGGUUAACACCAAGCUCGUGGCGCAUUCUAUCGCGACAUACGCGCUGUCGUUCGAGGGCUUCCCCGAGCGCACCGAUGCUGAUGUCAGCACUUUCUCCCACGAGCCGCGGAAGUACCGCGGCCACCGCCUGCAGAUGUAAUCGACGAUAGACUACAGAUCUCUUUAUCACUUUUGGCUAGAUAGAAUUUUGUCUGAUGCAUUAUUGAGUUGCUUACUUGGUGGGA